GUGAGCAUCUGAUAAUAGCAUACAAGACAGAGAGGAAGAGCAUCCUGAUUGGCCAGUUUUGCAAAGUAGAUUAAUCGAUUUUUAGCAUGGUCAGGCUACAAAUAUCAUAGAUCUUAGUAGUGUUAGUGUUAGUAGUAAUAGUAGUAGUACCAAUGAACUAUAAAGGUUCAAUAAGUACUAAAUGCUCAAAGGGCCACAGGAUGCACUGUUUCCCCCCAAUGCGUCAGAUUUUUCCCCCUGUUUAAAGGUCUCACAAAUGUCAUACAUCAAGACUUUGUUUCACAUUUGACCUUUCACCCUUGCCUUUUACAACACCACCUCCUCCCUGAGUCCAAUUGAUGUGCCAUUUAAAGAGAAAAUACUGUGCACCUUGUACCUUGUAAACAGCACUGAAAAAAAACAAAAAACAAUAUUUUUUCUAUUUAUAUAUGUGUAUAUGUUCAGGUUUCGACGUCUGCAUUUAUUUAUAUAUAUUUAGUUCCAUCUUUAUUAAGGGCUUGGAUCACUUUAAAAAAUACUAUUAAUGCAAAGAGAAAUAAAUUAUUAUUUAUGAAGGUGUGACUUGAAAAUACCCCCCCUUGUUGCCCCUGCAUGGUGCUGAUGGUGUGGUCCAGGAAGCUCUCCUCCUGCUGCUGAAGUGAAUCAGCUGAUGAAUGGUAUCUCCCUCCUCUCCGCUGAAACCCGGCAGCCUGAGCGCUGACACAGGAGCAGGUUUGCACCGCUGCUCGCUGUGGCUGCGACCGAACCUCCACCGAGAAGGUUUCGCCUCCUCCAAACACACACAGAAACAUUCAUAUUUUCCCCCUCUCACAUAUUCUCUUUCUGGCCACGGGCACGGAAGCGCCCGGCUUCACAUUGACCAUGGCUUCCAACUUCAACGACAUAGUCAAGCAGGGAUACGUGAGGAUACGGAGUAAGAAACUGGGGAUUUUCCGGAGGUGUUGGCUGGUUUUCAAGAAAGCCUCCAGCAAAGGACCUCGUCGGUUAGAGAAGUACCCCGAUGAGAAGGCAGCCUACUUCAGGAGCCUCCACAAGAUCACUGAGCUCCACAACAUCAAGAACGUCACCCGUAUGCCCAGGGAGACAAAAAAACACGCUGUGGCCAUUGUCUUCUGUGAUGACACGUCCAAAACAUUUUCCUGUGAUUCAGAGCUGGAUGCAGAGGAGUGGUGCAAGUUGCUGUGCAUGGAGUGCCUGGGCAGCCGUCUCAACGACAUCAGCCUGGGAGAGCCAGACCUGUUAGCAGCGGGGGUGCAGCAGGAGCAGAACGAGCGUUUCAACGUCUACCUAAUGCCCACCCCUAACCUGGAUAUCUACGGAGAGUGCACCAUGCAGAUCACCCAUGAAAACAUCUACCUGUGGGACAUUCACAACGCUCGCCUCAAGCUGGUCAUGUGGCCCCUCAGCUCUCUGCGCCGAUACGGUCGAGACUCUACCUGGUUCACGUUCGAGUCUGGAAGGAUGUGUGACACAGGAGAGGGUUUGUUCACGUUCCAGACGCGGGAGGGGGAGAUGAUCUACCAGCGGGUCCACUCGGCAACGCUGGCCAUCGCCCAGCAGCAUGAGAGGAUGAUGGAGGAGAUGGAGAAGAGCUCCCAGAUCCACUCCAGAGAGACAUUAACCAAGUCCAUCUCCCUGCCACGCAGCGCCUACUGGCAGCAUAUCACACGCCAGAACAGCGUGGGAGAUCUCUACAGUUACCAAGAAACUGGCCUGUCGAUGACGUUUAUCCCCCGAGCACAGACGUUUCCCAGCUUUCUGUCUGUGGAGCCCGAAAAACAGGAGGAGAGCCAGCAGCAGCAGGAAGAAGCACCAUCGCCCUCUAGUGGCUGUGAAUCAAGUUGCAGCCUAAAACCACUUCACUGACAGAGAACUGCUUUUACCAAACCUGGACACUUCAGCCACUACUGUAGAGGAUUGUAGAAAUCUGUAUAGUGACAUGUGUAAUAUACCAUUUCCUGGUGAUACUUUAACAAUAGUGUCGACUGUAGAGCGAGUGUAAAAAAAAAAGGCGGUGUUGUUUUGUCGUUGUUUUUCUUUUAGGUGACUGCAGCAGCUUUGAGAAAAAAAAAACUUCAGUCAUUUCAGCUUAGCUUUAAAGCCGUUUGUUGACAUGACGUCCUUGAGAUUCAAAAGUUGUUUCGUCAGCAGUCAGUUUUCAGCCCUCACAACUAAAGACAACUCCUGGAUGAAAAAGAAAAGUUUUUUUUUCUUUUUUUUUUUUACAAAACUACAAAAGUCCAUUUGCAGCUGAGCAAACAACAUUUCCUUAAACUAUGAAU
This is a messenger RNA of Cynoglossus semilaevis (tongue sole), 2282 nucleotides long. It is a transcript of the gene dok6, whose product is annotated as docking protein 6. NCBI's taxonomy places the organism in Eukaryota, Metazoa, Chordata, Actinopteri, Pleuronectiformes, Cynoglossidae. The transcript is spliced from 8 exons. The coding region runs from base 862 to 1866 and encodes 334 amino acids. Gene Ontology annotation, cellular component: cytoplasm. Gene Ontology annotation, biological process: cell surface receptor protein tyrosine kinase signaling pathway. The record is from RefSeq and is a predicted model, not a curated record.